Molecule: messenger RNA, 1431 nt
Organism: Arctia plantaginis
Lineage: Eukaryota; Metazoa; Arthropoda; Insecta; Lepidoptera; Erebidae
Source: the annotation of a GenBank genome assembly
AUGAUCAUUUUAUCUGUGUUGGCUUUAGCGGUGAUGGCGGAAGGCUACCGUCUUGUAAACCAGUCUUCAUCGUCAGUGCGGAAUGACAUGUUUUCUUUGAUGUGCGAACAAAACGGCGUCAACGACAGUAUUCUUGAGAUCGCCAGUGCUAACCAUUUAGAAUGCACAGAAGUCAACUUCGGAAUGAAAACGUUUGAAAGAGAAUUUACGGAAGCUCAAUAUAAGGAUUCCUAUAACGAACUCUUUAAGAAGUAUUGUGCCAAGAUUCCACAGCUGAAAGUUUGUUAUCAGACACUAAUGGAUGCCGUAUCUCCUUGUGUAGGCAACGCGAGCGAACUGUUGAUAUCGACGACUAAAAAUAUUAUGAACCAAAUCUUAGACUUUCUGUGUGAAGAUGAUGGUGCUAUAAUGUCAAGAUUCAGCACUGAGGGUGGCCCACAAUGCUUACAGGGCAAGACCAAUGAGAUUAUUGCGUGUGCGGUAAAUUUUCUCAAAGCUACUACAUACAAGGAUAUAAAUAUGACUGCUUCAGAAGCUAGCAAUAAUCGCAUAUAUCAAGACAGUCUAUCUUGUGUUCUUCAAAAUCUGGAGACGUGUAAUAACUCGAUAUCGUCUAAGGUUUUUAAGAAAAUCGCAGACACAAUCCACCAAAGUGUAUCGAAACUAGUAUUAAAACUAUCCAAAAACUUUACCACUAAGCCAGUAUUGGAUCCACUCAAUGGCACACAGAAUGUUUCAGACAGGUCAGAUGAUGAUAUGAGUAACAAGCUUCAGAAUCUGUGCGAAAAGAAUGGAGUAUCCUUUAAGGAUGUCCAGGCCAUUGUUGUACAGUCUGUAGCAUGCAUGAAGGAUAGCUUUGGUAUUAAAAUGUUGGAUAGAGAUCUUGAAGAGGCCCAGAACAGUGAUUCCUAUGCUAAGAUUUUUAAGAGAUAUUGUCCCAAAGCUCCGCUACUGAAAACUUGUAUUCAUACACUAAUAUAUGGUGUGUCUCUUUGCUUUGGCGAUGACGCAGAAGAUUAUAGAACUACGACAAAGACUGCUUAUGAUGGUGCCAUAGACUACGCAUGCCAGCAUGAUGGUUUUAGAAUGGCAAAAUUCUUUGUGGAAGGUGGUCCGCAGUGCCUUAAAAACAUAAGUCAUGAUUUUAAGACAUGUGCAGAAAACUCCAAAAAAUCAUUUCUACAAGGACGGGAAAUUGCACUUUCAGUUACGCAAAUUCAUGAUAUGGCCAACCAGCUAAUGAACUGCAUUUUAAAAAGUGCAGCAUCAUGUGAACCUGCAGCCGUUAAGACACUUGUGUCUAUUGCCGAAAUUAUCCGAAACACUCAUUUCCACGAAACCAAGAAGAAACUUCCGGAAAAGACAACACGAAGCCUUAUCAAAGCAUCUGGAACUGUGGUCCUGGAUUUUAAUUUCGACAUUUUUGUUUAA